Molecule: messenger RNA, 4959 nt
Organism: Gryllus bimaculatus (two-spotted cricket)
Lineage: Eukaryota; Metazoa; Arthropoda; Insecta; Orthoptera; Gryllidae
Source: the annotation of a GenBank genome assembly
AUGCGUCGCGACGCCUCGGCGAGCGGCGCCGCGGGGAUCGAGGACGAAGGCGGCGCCGGUGGCGAGCAAGCGCGCUACGACACGGCGUACGCGUGCGAGGGCAAGACGCUCAAGAUCGAGUGCAAGGAGGGCGAGCUUAUCCACCUGAUCCGAGCCAACUACGGCCGCUUCUCCAUCACCAUCUGCAACGACCACGGCAACACCGACUGGAGCGUCAACUGCAUGUCGCACAAGUCGCUGCGCGUGCUGCAUAACAGAUGUAGCCAGCAGCAGAACUGCAGCAUUCUUGCAAGCACAAGUAUGUUUGGUGAUCCUUGUCCAGGCACUCUAAAAUAUUUAGAGGCUCACUAUCAGUGUAUGCCAGGAUAUAAGAGACUGAAUAAUUUGACUGUUACACGCAAACUUGACGCUGGUGGCGCUUCGAUCGCCAGGGAGGAGAACUCUUUUAAGUCGGGCGCGAUUCGGCGCGGUGGUUGUGACGGCGGCCCGGGCGGGCGUUGUUGCAGCGGCCACCACCACCACCACGAGCAGGCCCAGCCCGCCCUGGCUCAUCACGUCGCAGCCCAGCGUGUGGAGCACGGCCAGUCGCUGACGGUUGCUGCGACCGCCGCACAAGGCGCCAGUACCCCGAAGGCGGCGGGGCGGGGCCCGGCGGGGCGGGCCGACGCGCCCCACGCCCCCCGGCGCCGCCUCGCCCCAGCGCCCGCGCCCGCUCCCGCCCGGGUCCAGGCCCGGCCCGGCCCACCUUCGGCCCAGCAGCUCGACGUAUGGCCGCCGCAGCAGCAAGCGCCAGCUCAGCAGCGCGCGCCGCGGCGGGGCCGGGAGCGGCGCCCGCGGAGACGCUGCUGCCGCACGCGCCGACCACGCCGCCGCCCGCGCCCACCACCGCCGACUGGAGGACCACCCGCCGGACCACCACAGGUCAGCUGCGCUUCGCGAUCGACUACUGUUGAGGAGACAGCGCACCGGUUUCAAUCGUCCAGCACGGCGGCGGUGGAGUCGGCGGCGCCGCCCCCCAGCGUCACGUGGUUCCAGGAGAGCGAGCUGGCGCAGCUGUGCGGGCCGGUGAGCGCGCGCAACCUGUACUGGAACUGGACGUGGGCCGGGGACGUGAACGUGCAGCCGUGCCCGGGCGGCGCCACGGGGCUGGCGAGCUGGCGGUGCUCGCCCGGCGUGGGCGGCGGCGCGGCGGCAGCGUGGCGCCCGGCCUCGCCCGACCUCAGCGAGUGCCGCUCCGUGUGGCUGACGAGCCUCGAGGACCGCGUCAACGACGGCGACUCCAUCACCAGCAUCGCCGGCGACCUGGCGCAGGUGGGGGCUCAGUGCUGUCUACGUAGCCUAGAUUGGAUUGGCGGGACGGUUCUUUUCGGCCGUGAAGCGAUCGUUACUAGAAGUAAAACACUAUAUGGAGGUGAUAUGAUGACAACAACAAAAAUUAUAAUGAAAAUGGCAAAAAAGAUGUCUGCGGAUAUUCAGACAUUUCCAGAUCCACGGCAAAGAGAAGCAUAUGUUACAGAACUAUUGAAUGGUGUUGUGCGAACUGGAAGCAAUUUACUUGACAGUGCUCAACACCCGUCUUGGAGAGAUUUGAGUUACAAAGAACAAAUGAGGGUGGCUACGUCCUUGUUGACAGGACUAGAAGAAAGUGCAUUCCUAGUGGCUAAUACUGUAGUGCAAGAAAAGACUGUUAUUCAAAACGUGAAAAAUAUAUUGUUGAGUGUUCGAGUGGUAAAAACCAGGAACGUUGGCACAGAGCAGUUCCCAUUGCCAGCAACUCUGGAAGUGUGGCCAGUGAGUCAGGACUGGCUCCAGCUUCCACGUGGAGCUUUGCUGGAGAACAGUGAAGGGGGCUUGGUGCGUCUUGUGUUUGUGGCAUUUGACCGUCUGGAGGAGAUUUUGCAGCCACAGCCACCACGAGAACAUAGUAAUGUUACACGGGUACUCAACACGAAAGUGAUAUCAGCUUCCCUUGGCAAGGGACGACACAUCCAGUUAUCCGAACCAGUCCGUCUAUUUCUGCGUCAUUUGAUUACAGAAAAUGUUACUAAUCCUUCCUGUGUUUUUUGGGAUUAUUCUGAAAGUGCUUGGUCUGAUGAAGGCUGCAGAGUUGAACAGACAAAUCACACUCAUACUUUGUGCCAGUGCAAUCAUCUUACCAAUUUUGCUGUUUUAAUGGAUGUUCAUGCCACAUACUUGACACCGUCCCAUCAGAUGGCUCUGCAAAUUAUUACUUACAUUGGUUGCAUCAUAUCCGUGGUCUGCCUUGUUUUGACAAUUGUGACCUUCCAGUUGUUUCAAGGACUUAAGUCUGAUCGAACAACCAUUCACAAGAAUCUAUGUGUUUGCUUACUGGUAGCUGAAAUUCUAUUUCUGGCAGGCAUUGGUCAGACUGAGAAUCAAAUGGUGUGUGGUGUAGUUGCUGUCCUGUUGCAUUUCUUCUUUUUAUGUGCAUUUGCAUGGAUGUUCCUUGAAGGUUUUCAGCUGUAUGUAAUGCUCAUUGAGGUGUUUGAAGCUGAGAAGUCACGCAUUCGUUGGUACUACAUGUUUGCAUAUGGCGCUCCUCUCAUUAUUGUGGCUGUGUCUUGCAUUGUGGACCUUCCCAGCUACGGCACUGAGCGCUACUGCUGGUUGCGAGCUGACAACUUCUUCAUAUUCAGCUUCGUCGGACCAGUUAUUGCUGUGAUACUUGCCAAUCUAGUCUUCUUGAGUAUGGCAAUAUACAUGAUGUGUCGGCACGCCAAUGCAUCUGCUUCUAUGAAGAGUAAGGAGCACUCUCGGCUGGCCAGUGCCAGGGCCUGGCUGCGUGGUGCCAUCGUGCUCGUGUUCCUCCUUGGACUCACCUGGACAUUUGGCCUGCUAUACCUGAACGAAGAAUCAGUCAUUAUGGCUUACAUAUUUACUGUAUUGAAUAGCUUGCAGGGACUGUUUAUCUUUGUUUUCCAUUGUGUUCAAAAUGAGAAGGUUCGCAAAGAGUAUAAGAAAUUUAUCCGAAGGCAAUCCUGGUUACCUAAAUGCCUGAGGUGUUCGAAACGCUCAAACAACAAAGAGAGGCGCUCGAGUUUGUACGCAGGCUCGAAUGGGAAUCCUUCUGCCCCCAACUCCCACAGUACAGACAGCUCCGCGCUCUCACCUCACGGGACAAGUUACCUGCUGCGCCGGGGGUGGAGCUCGCGCAGCAGCCGCGGACGGCCCGCGCCCAGCCCCGGCCCUGGGCCCAGCCGGCCCGGCCGGGCUGGCGCUAGCGCAGCUGGCGCAGGCGGCCAGGAAGUGGAGGUGUGUGUUGCCACCUUGCCUUAUACCCGUCCCCCUUCUAACCUCCCCAAAUCUGCUACUACCUGGGGAUCGCUCCAUAAGCCUUUGAUGUGGAAGAACAUUUCGUUUAAGUCAUACAGUCGAGAUUCUGGUCACGGUGGUUCAGAGCAAGAGGAUUCGCCUCGAUCACAUACUACCACCACUCUUAACAGCUUGAACAACUUGCGUAUUUUGAACAACAGUAAGGACACUCGCCGCCAACCUUAUGUGCCCGCAGAUUACAAUCAAGGAAUUACUAAUGAUUUGUCUAAUGCAGGACACAAUAUUCCUGUGGAUUCGGAACCAGUUUCCGAAUAUUGUCAUGAGCCACAAUGUGAAGAAAUCCCUGUAGCUAUUGGGUCUCCUACAUUGCAGCUUCAUGUACCUGGCAGAACCACAAAGAAACCCAACAGUACAAGCAACCUUUUGCGCUCAACAAGUCCAUGGAACCAUACUUACACAGAGAUUCGAGAGGGCAAGGUUCCAUCCAUGUCUCAUCCUCACCCUCAUUCUCACACGCUUAGUCAUAGCCACCUGCAUUCAACUGUGCCAGAGGAUGAUCCUGUGUAUGAAGAGAUUGAGCGCAGUGAAAUCCAAGUAUCGGAUAUGAGCGAUGAAGAUGGAAAGCGACAAAGCGAUGUCAGUCGCCAGUCUUCAAGAAGUUACGGGGAUCACCGACCGUUAAUACCAUACAGCCCUGCAGCUGACCGCAACUUCCACACUUGCCUUGAUGCUGCUUUAAAGCACAGGUUGAAAGAACAUGGACGUCAUCUGGGUCCCAACAGGGAGCCUCCAGGGGAUGUUGCAGAUGCUGCUCACUAUUUUCCUGGUCACACUCAAUACUUGUACACCGGGGAAAAUGCCAGAACUGUGGCUGUGCUCGAUGGUGAAACAGUUGUCUGUCAUUUACAACCUGAUCGUGACAUGUACUCUCAUAAUCCAUACAAUUCUAGAACAGUACUUCCUCCAUAUAGUGAGUGUUAAUAGUGACUUGUGUUGAUAUGACUUUCACUUCUGUAUGAUACAGGAGUUAAAUGGCAUUUGUGUACAGUACGAAAAGUGCCGCUUUCUAACUCUAUUUUUGAGUGUGCACUUACAGACUUGUAUUUCACCAGGUACUCGUCGAGCAUAAGCAUUGAGGUAUCUGGUGGUAAAGUGGAUAUUCAGUUCAAGGCGCUUCCUAGCGAGUUCUCAUGAAUACAUAGUGUUAAUAAGACCACAAAAGAAAGUUACUGCUUGAUUUGUAAUUCCUGUAAUGCCUUAAAAGCACAGUCGAUCAUACGAGUGUUCUAUGUAAAUAAUGUAUAUAGUGCUUUGUACAUGUUGGAAGCCAGCAACAGCCCCACUUCUGUGUCAUGUUGAUUGAAGUAAAUAAAAAAAAUAAACCUGUGAUGAUGCCAUUGAAUAGAUUGGGCUCGAUGGCUUAAUGCCUCUUGAAGACUGUUAAUUAACUUGUAAGUACUGAAAUUAUGAACAUGCACAACCAUUUGAAAAUAAAUUAUUUAAGAGUUAUCCUGUGUGUUAUUCUUGCCCCGUUUCUGCCCAGAAUAUACUAUUGAAUAUAUUCAAUUGUGUGUGGUAUUUAAUUUAAUUAAAUGGUUAUAUUGACAAAAAUUAGACAUUAAUUUUUUAUUUGUGAAACUGUUAACGACAAACAUUAGAAUUAUU